This is a messenger RNA of Pocillopora damicornis (cauliflower coral), 643 nucleotides long. RefSeq lists its product as uncharacterized. NCBI's taxonomy places the organism in Eukaryota, Metazoa, Cnidaria, Anthozoa, Scleractinia, Pocilloporidae. The record is from RefSeq and is a predicted model, not a curated record.
AUGCUGUUAUCACAUGAACAAUUUCUUGGCUUGUUCAUGUCGUUUCUUCUGACAGAUGGCGCAUGGGCAACUGCGACAGGGAUCAAAUACUUUUUGGCAACUUGUCCUGGACAGAACUGCGAUUCAGUUUGUGCAACAUUUGGUUUUCAAUGUGCUAAAACGGGGCAAAGCUUUCCAGGUUCAUCUGCUUUAUCUAUAUUCGAAUCUCUGGGAAUUUCGUGCAAAACUAUCAACGGCAGCGAACAAUAUGAAAGUGAAGAGCACCCUUGUUACUUUGCGGAGUCUCACGUCACGAAAUGGGUUGGAGUAUGCGUCGGAUUUAAGGGUAUCCCUGGGACCAUUGACUGUCACACGGCCAACAACACUUACAUCCGCAGGUUGUGUCCAUGCUUUGAUCCUACAGGAGGACGUUUUUCCACGAAAGCACCUCCAACUGCGACAGAACCUUCCAGUGCUCGAAGAGCUCCAACUACAACAUAAGCUCCCACCACAAAAAGAGCUUCAGCCACGAAAAACCUCUCUCUCCCCACAUAGCUCCAUCUAAAGCAGGAAUUUCCACCACAAAAAGAGCUCUUGGUACUAUGGAACCUUCCGCGAAUCAAAGGACAUCUGCUGUAAAAUCGCCCAUCCCAGAGGAACGAAC